AUGGCAAGGGCAACGUAUCAAACCAUUGAGUCAUCGGUGGUGGUGGAAAACCAGACGAUUCCGUUGUGGCUGAAAAGAUUGGCGCCGUUUGAGGGGAUCGAUGAAAACCAGGCCGGGCCUUUGAAAAAUUUUGGCAACGGCGGUGGUGGAAAUGCAAACAAUUCUGCGGCCACACAACACGGUGGUGGUACGGAUGAAUACAAUUCCAGGUCUAUAAAAGUUUGCGGUGUUAGCACGUACGUUUGGCCAGCCCCCCCCCAAUGGAAAAUCCAUAAAUGA
Messenger RNA from Macrosiphum euphorbiae (potato aphid), 279 nucleotides. The record is from the annotation of a GenBank genome assembly. Lineage: Eukaryota; Metazoa; Arthropoda; Insecta; Hemiptera; Aphididae.